Nematostella vectensis (starlet sea anemone) is the source of this 2879-nucleotide messenger RNA. Its product is annotated as F-box-like/WD repeat-containing protein TBL1XR1. The record is from RefSeq and is a predicted model, not a curated record. Gene Ontology annotation, cellular component: histone deacetylase complex. Gene Ontology annotation, biological process: regulation of transcription by RNA polymerase II. Gene Ontology annotation, molecular function: protein binding; transcription corepressor activity. The transcript has 14 exons. NCBI's taxonomy places the organism in Eukaryota, Metazoa, Cnidaria, Anthozoa, Actiniaria, Edwardsiidae. Bases 309 to 1802 code for a protein of 497 amino acids.
ACCUUUGGCGCUCAGUAAACAUGGCGGCCGUGUGAAGUGGAUAGAGUCCCUCAUUCACUUACGUCUCAUAGUCUGAAUGCAGUUGAAAAACAACUGUAUUUGUUGAUAAAUGUCCUCUAAAAUUGCAGCAAGACACCAUAGAGUGGUAGAAUUUAUAUUUAUGUGGACUUUUUUAGGGAAACAGUGAGUUUUUGCUUUGCCUGUUUCGCUUUUUCGGAUUUCAAAUCUCCGCGUGGUUUGAAACUUUAGAGUAAAAAAUUGUUGAGAUCGACCUCAACUGUUAAUAUAUAUAUUAUGAGAUAUUUAUCAUGUCUAUGAGCAGCGAUGAAGUGAAUUUUCUUGUGUAUAGAUACCUACAAGAAUCAGGAUUUCAACACUCUGCCUUCACCUUUGGAGUUGAAAGCCACAUAGACCAGUCUAGUAUAAAUGGUUCAGUCGUCCCCCCUGGUGCCCUAGUAACAAUUCUCCAAAAGGGAGUGCAAUACGUUGAAGCAGAAGCAACUGUUACUGAGGAUGGUGGACUUUUGGACGAUGGUGAGCUGGACCAGUUAUCGCUGAUAGACGCUGCACUACCGGAUAUCAUAAGUACUAGGCACACCCUUCUCAGCAAUAAAGGAAUCAAACCAGAAACACCCUACAAGAACGACAAUGGAUCAAAUGAGAUCUACAUGCAUAAUAACUCAGUUUCAAAUGCUGAUAGUCUACAGAUUGAUGGCUCAGUCAAUGAUAUUGCCAACCAAAAGGCUUUGGUUUUGAAAGGCCAUCAAUCAGAGGUUUUUGUGUGCUCUUGGAACCCCACACAAGAUAUCCUUGCAUCAGGAUCUGGGGAUGGCACGGCACGGCUCUGGCCAAUGACAGAUUCUGGACUCGGGGUACCUGUGGUACUAGCCCAUAAUAUCAAAGACCAAGAGAAUCACAAAAACAACUCUUAUGAUGUAACCUCUUUAGAAUGGAAUAGUGAAGGUACUUAUUUAGCUACUGGAUGUUAUGAUGGCUGCGCAAGGAUAUGGGACCCAGAAGGUCAAUUGGUGACUACCCUAAGAGAACACAAGGGACCAUUAUUUUCUGUGAAAUGGAAUAAGAAGGGAAACCAUCUUUUAGGAGCCGGGGUAGACAAGGCUUGUAUUAUAUGGGAUGCCAACACAUGGGAUGUGAAGCAGCAGUUUGCAUUUCAUCAAGCUCCCACGUUAGAUGUAGACUGGCAGAACAACAACAGUUUUGCUUCAUGCUCUACCAACAAGCUGAUCCAUGUGUGCAGACUGGGGCUAGACAAGCCUAUUAAAUCAUUUAGGGGGCAUAUGAGUGAAGUGAAUGCAAUAAGAUGGGAUCCGUCGGGCACACUUCUGGCAUCCUGCUCAGAUGACAUGUCUGCAAAGGUUUGGAGUUUAAAGGAAGAUAUGUGUGUUCAUGACUUACAAGGCCAUAAAAAAGAGAUAUACACUAUUACUUGGAGCCCAACUGGGCCUGGCUCAGCCAACCCAUCGGCCCCUCUCUUACUAGCUAGUGCAUCUUACGAUACGACUGUCCGAUUGUGGGACGUUGAGCGAGGCGGCUGUCUGCAGGUCCUCAGUAAACAUCAUGAGCCUGUGUACACCAUAUCCUUCAGCCCUGACGGCAGAUACCUGGCAUCUGGCUCGUUUGAUAAGCGAGUACACAUCUGGUCUACCCAGACUGGCAACUUAGUUCAUUCCUUCCAAGGAAGCGGGGGGAUAUUCGAGGUUCAGUGGAGUCCGCGAGGAGAUAAACUAGCUGCUUGCUUUUCUAAUAAUACACUAUGUGUAAUAGACGUGCGGACGCUAUAACAGCUGUGUGACGUCACACGUGACGUCAUCGAUGCGUGACGCGUCACGCUCGUGUGUCACGUAGUCAGCCACAAGCCGGUGGUACAUGAACCCAAGACGGCAUUAGAACGCAUGCCAAGUGAAGGUGUUACCGCUGGUCAGGUUCUGGAAGAAAAUAAGGCGUUUUACCGAGGCAGAAAUGUUUUGGUUAUAUACCGUUCAAAGACCUAGUUGUUGGUCGUUCUCGCAUGCGACAACCUUCAACUUCUCUGCUGAGGUGGUUGUGUUCCUGUUUCUCCAAAUUUGCCGUCAUCGAACGAAAAGAGUGAUUUCUCGCGAAGUUCGGUACCAUCAGUUCGCCGCGCGCAAGAAUCCUUGCCGCAUUUUAACUUAAGUAAACCUAACUUAAGUAUAUGUGUACAUAUGUAAGUAAGUAGAUCCUAUAUGUCAAAUCUACGCCCUAUUGUGUACACGUCGUCUAUACCAUAUUUGGCUCUACGCCCCAUGUAUGGUGUGCACGUCAUGUAUACCAUAUUUGGCUCUACGCCCCAUGUAAUGUGUACACGUCAUCUAUACCAUAUUUGACUCCAUCCCUCCAUACAUUUUCAUCAGCGGUUAGUGUCACCUUUUCGCAUCGGUACAGCGUGCACAGUCUUCAUCCUUGUACGAAGCAUGACAGCAUGAACCGGAAAUGAGAACGCAGGUCCUAAUAAGUAGUCAUUUACUACCCACAGUUCUCUUUUCACAUUAUUCUAAUAACACGACCCGCUAAAAUUCUUGUACAUGCGCAAUGGUGACCUAACUUGGUGUGUCAAUCAAAAAUGUAAAUUUGCGCAGUCGUUUUAGAUACUUGCGUUGCGCUCUUCUUCAAAAUACUUGCGCACACGUACUGAAAACUACUUAUUACUUUUACGCAAAAUUCUAGGUGCGCGCGAAACAGGCGUUUGACCGCUGAUUUCUGUCUCAUCAUAAAGAGUUUUAUUUGAAUCUUUUUUAUCCGAUGUAGUGAAAUAAUAUUACCUCCGUCAUUAAAAACGACCUCCAACUGAACUGAUAGUUAAGAGUGGACUAUUUCCAAUAAUAAACUCUCUGGCUUUA